Messenger RNA from Cynoglossus semilaevis (tongue sole), 5394 nucleotides. Its product is annotated as alpha-2Db adrenergic receptor-like. Gene Ontology annotation, biological process: regulation of smooth muscle contraction; G protein-coupled receptor signaling pathway; platelet activation. The transcript is spliced from 2 exons. Bases 2381 to 3847 code for a protein of 488 amino acids. NCBI's taxonomy places the organism in Eukaryota, Metazoa, Chordata, Actinopteri, Pleuronectiformes, Cynoglossidae. The record is from RefSeq and is a predicted model, not a curated record. Gene Ontology annotation, cellular component: plasma membrane. Gene Ontology annotation, molecular function: alpha2-adrenergic receptor activity; epinephrine binding.
UAACAUUUUAUUCGAGUGAAAGAUUGAAAGGCAACAGUAACUGAAUCACCAAAUGUUUGAUCACAAAGUUACUGAGCUGGGCUGCUGCACAUGCUGAAGGGCACAGUUAAAGUCACACAACUAACUUAAACUGCAGCCUGAGUUCAGGUGGGAUUGCAGACCUCCUUCUGCAUCAAUGUCUGUGAAUAGCAACUGUAAGCAAACCUUGCAUCACCAAGAACAACACUGGCUCCAGUGUCGAAAACCUCACUGGCUGUUGCUCUCUGAAUCAGUGGGAAGAGAACAGAUUGAACUUGAUCACUUCUGAUACUUCAGCCAUAAUUGUCUGCUGUCUUGUUUGUACUUCUAAUUCCGUAGUUGUCAGUCUCUCUGUCCGUGGUAUAAAGGUUGAACACAUGAUCUGUUAUUGGCCUGCAGCCUAUGUCCUGUUCCUGAGCCUCUUCGUGUCGUCUGAUUUCAUUUGUAUUGAUGUGAGAAAUUUCUCUCAGCCUGCUGCAUUCUACCACUGACUAAGAUUUUUCAGUUUGUGAGUGUUUUUGAGGAGGCAGGCUUGAACAGGAUUGAACAUUUGUUCAUUUGUUGAACAUUUGUUCAACCCUGCAGCAACAGUGCGUGUCAUUACAUGUGAGAUGUGUUGUUCGGUAUGGCCCCAGGCUGUGUCCUCAUGGGAUUACCCUCCAAUUUUUAAUCGAUGCCAUGCAGGGUUUCCUGAUGCCUGUGACUGAGGAGCUUGCUGCCUCCUGAGGUUGACACGAAUGCGGAGCCUGUGUCACAGCCAGGGCUGCCUUCAGAUCCAGGGGCUACAGAAACACACUGCAGGAUCUGCCUGUCUAUCAGUGAUUGAUUACACGUCUCAACUUCUGUCUCUCUGAUCUCAGGGUAAAUAAAAAAUGUACCAUUUGAAAGUUAAUGAGAACAUAACGUCUUCUCUCACCACCACAGACACGUCCUCUGAUAUAUAUAUAUUGUUUUGGCUCCUCACUCUCUCCCUCUAAUUUCUUUCAUUAUUAUCUUGCAUCAUUUCUUUCAUUUCCUUCCACAGACCCUCGUAUUUUUCUUCAUUCCUCCAAAUUGGUUUAAUAUUUUCUUUUUAUUUUCUUCAAUGUCAUUUUGCCUAAUACUUAUCCUUCUCUUUAUGUUUUUCUCCUACUACUCAGAAGUAUGUGUUAUUUCAUGUCCUCUUCCAGACAUCUCCCCAAACACAUGUCCUACAGCCCACAUAUGUUCUCAAAUUUUAGUUUUGUCCUCUUCCCCAGUCUUUUGUUUUGUUUUGAUUUUCUUGUCCUUGUAUUCACAGUCAUUCUUGUAAGGACUCUGCCUCAACCUUUGCCGCAACUAGACGCCUACAGGUGCCAAAAAGGCUUGUUGCUGAUUUUUUUCCCUAGAGAAUAGAGUUACAGUGGAGCUCAGUUAAAAAAAAUGAAAUGUCCUUUUCAAAUGUAGUUCUCAUUUUUUCCAGUUUCAACUGUUAAAAAAUCAGCAGAUGUAGAACUUUAAUUGGAACAGAAAUCUGGGACUUUGAUGGAAAUGAUUUAUAAUGACAAACACAAAGUUACUCUCUCUCACAAUUUCACUCUCUCUCCCCCUCUCUCUCUCCCCCUCUCUCAUCCCUCCUCUAAUCCACUCCGUUUCUGUCACUCUCCUUCUUUCCUGCCUAUUUCCCCUCCUGUCAUUCUUAUAUGAACUUCUCUCCACAGAUUCUUUUUCAUCAUCAAACCCUCCUUUAAUCUGUCUCCUCCUCCUCCUCCUUCUCCUUCUCCUCUUCCUCACUGCUCUUCAGCAGAGAAAACUCAGCAGCAGCAUCCGUAGGAGCAGCAUCCGUGUCGCUCAGCACAUCGUGUUACACAAAAGUGAGGACAUCUGGUUUUUUUCGUCUUGACUUGUUUCUUAUUGUCUUAUUUUUUUCAUUUUUCUUUUUAAAAUCAUUUUCAUUUUGGCUCACUUUUGAACAAUUUUUGACUGUUAUUUUUUUUUACCCCGGAAUGCAACACCGUGAGGCUACACUGCAGUUCAAGUGCUAGAAUUAGAGCAUAUAGUCCUGAGGAUGUGUAUUCUCUUUUCUUUUCGGCAUCUUGUUGGAAAUAAGUAGGUCAGUCCUGCAGUUGACACAGUGUCACCCUGUGGUCUGUGCUGGGCUCGUGAGGAUAGUUAACAGGUAUGGCUUUUUAAAAAGCAUAUCACCUCACAACUGGAAGAUUGUUCACUGAGACCUUUGUACAUUUUUCUCAUUAUUAACAGUUAACAUUAAUUCCUUUAAAGGUAUUUAAGCUACAGUUUAUUUAUUUAUUUAUUUUGCUGUUUUCCAAUUGGCUGAAAGGGUCUUUGUUGAGAGCACUAAAGUUUCAAACCCUGACAACAUGAGGUCAGUGUUUUAGGCAGGAUGGACUUAUAUAAUGUUUCCACUCUGGUGUUGGCCUCUUUUCCACCAAACGCCUCCAUGGACAAUGUCAGUCAAACCAUCUCCUCCUCCUCCUCCUCCUCUUCGAGAUCUCCUCCUGUAUCUCCUCACUCACAGGUGUUUUCAGUGUUGAUCAUCCUGGUGGUGACAGUCAUCAUUCUGGGGACGGUGGUGGGUAAUGUGCUGGUGGUGGUGGCGGUGUUUACCAGCCGAGCUCUGAGAGCCCCUCAGAAUCUCUUCCUGGUGUCUUUGGCUUCAGCAGACAUUCUGGUGGCCACUCUGGUGAUCCCCUUCUCCUUGGCUAAUGAGGUCAUGGGCUACUGGUUCUUUGGCCAGAUCUGGUGUUCUUUCUAUCUGGCUCUGGAUGUUCUUUUCUGCACUUCCUCCAUCGUCCACCUCUGUGCCAUCAGCCUAGACCGCUACUGGUCUGUGACUGAAGCUGUCAGUUACAACCGAAAACGUACGCCCAAAAGAAUUAAAGUAAUGAUCAGCAUUGUGUGGCUCAUAUCUAUAGUUGUCUCAUCUCCACCACUUCUCAUGACUCACAAAGAUGAGUCCUUGGAGACAGAAGAUAAACACAAUGCACAGAGGCAGAAGUGUCUCCUCAAUAACCAGACGUGGUACAUCCUUUCCUCCUGCCUGGUCUCCUUCUUUGCCCCUGGAGUCAUCAUGAUACUAGUUUACUGUAAAAUCUAUCGUUUUGCCAAGCAGCGAGCAUCCACUGUGUUUGUGGCCAAAAAUGUGAUGGAACGACAGCCGUCGCAGUCUGAGACCUGUUUCAAUGGUUCCUCAAGGACUUUCCAAAAAAAGGGAGCUGAAUGUUUUGAAUGCCAGUUUGAACUGAGCAGCUCCCAGCCUGUAAACCGACGCAGCUCUUCGAACAUAGAGAGCAGGAGUGGAGGUCACAGGGGAGGAGAGCUGGAUGACAUCGAUAUAGAGGAGAAGAUCUGCAGAGCUGAUAUAAAAACACUGUCCUCGUCUCUUCGCUUCCCCAAGAGAGGCAGCAGGAACAUGAACGCACAGGAGGGAAGGGAUGCUGAGAGGAGAGCAACAAGCAGGUUAAAACCUCCUCCACCUUCUUCUUGUACCUCCAUGUCAUGGGCGUCAUCUGAACAUUUCUCCAGUCACUGCUUCCUCCCCUCUCCUGUGCCCGUCCGCAGCAGACAAAUGUCUCUGCCCAUGCACAAAGUAGCUCAAAUGAGGGAGAAGCGCUUCACCUUUGUUCUGGCAGUGGUGAUGGGUGUUUUUGUCCUCUGCUGGUUCCCGUUUUUUUUCACCUACAGUCUCCAUGCUGUCUGCAGAGAGAACUGCACCAUCCCUGACACUCUCUUCAACCUGUUUUUCUGGAUCGGAUACUGCAACAGCUGCCUGAACCCCAUCAUAUACACUGUUUUCAAUCGAGACUUCAGAAGAGCCUUCAAGAAGAUUUUGUUUCACACCCAGAAAUGACCGUGAUGAGGACGAUCUAAGCCUGUUUACACUGUGCUGUCAUAAACAUACAUCAAAAGGCUUUUCAGAGAGCUGGAGUAUUGAUUUAUUAUUAAACUGAUCCAGUGCAGGACCUGCCUCAUUUAAAUCACUGCGGCUCAUUGCAUUCUUGUGAAGCAGUAGUCUUAGGUUGAAGACAGUGACCAGAGGGCAGUAAUCUCCUCCAGCACAAAACAGAGUUCUAAAAAAACUCUUCAAAGAUCAAACUCAAGCAAAAACAAAGGGUUUCAUCGGCUUUGAAGUGACAGUAAGAUCAGAAUUGAAGAACAUUAACUUUUAUAAGCAGGAAUAUUUUAUGCAAAAAUAUUACUGUGGAUGGUGAACAGCUCAGAGGGAAAGGCACUGAAGUAUAUUUGCAGGUACAGUUACAGAUGAGCUCAUCUGGUGUAAACAGAGUCAACGUCUAAAAAUGAAUAAAUGUAUUCAACCACAGACAAACACUACUGUGGAUAAUUAUCCUCUCAAGCAGAGGAUAAAAUCCCUGUGGGCUGUACUCUACUCAAACUCAUCCCUGGAAAAACAACAGAACAAACUUUCAGUGAGUGCUGAACUCUGACCUUACACUUCUACCUGAUGGAGCGCAAAGAAUAGAUCAUUAUUUAUUUCCUUUUCUGGCAGACCAUAAUUAGUUCUCUUAGAGACAGUGAACUGGUGUUUUUAAAUUUAGAAAUAGACUCAAAUUUUCAAUCAUGGUGCUUUUAUGGCGUAAAACAAAGGAUGGGGAGUGUAAAGUAAAGUAAUCAUGCUCCGAGGAAAGUGUUGCUUCUCUGUGGAGCGCCACAGUGUGGUCUCUAUAUGUAUCAAACCUGCAUUCUUACAUGAUUAAAUAUUUUAUUCUGAGAUUAAAUGUAUACAAGUUUUGAUUUGACUUUCAUUUUUGAUCAACAAAUCAAAGACAAAAUUCAGCUGAGCUCAGUAGCUGUGCCGCCCUGUGAGGUUGUUCUCUGCAGACUUCAUUUAUUUUUAGUUUUUAACUACCAUGUUUUUCAGUCGUAUGUGGGGGUUGAUGCCUUUUUCCACUCUUUUUUGCAGGGUCUUCUGCUCCCGAGAGGUUUAGCUCUAAAACAUAAAAAACAAUUGAGAUGUAUUUGCACUGAAAAUGCUGUGCUCUUUAGUCAUGAUGUUAGGAAACAUAUUCCCAGUACAUUCUACACCCUGUCCAAUCUGCUUAUUUAAAAAAAGUCUUGAAAAUGUGCUUCAGUCUCAGUACACUGAGGGGUAUGUGGGAAGUGUUCCACCAUAUCCUUGUUUUCCAGAAUGUAGUUUUCCUCUCAAAUGACUCCAAUUUGCACAAGUGAUUAAACUGAAAACCCAACCAACCAACUUACAAUAACUAUUUCAUAGAUGGUGAACAUUUUCACAAAGAAAUUAAGUCUGUGAUUUAUUUAUACUUAUUUGUUAAGAAAAUACAAGUGAAAAUAUAGAACAGAUGUAAAUAUGAAGAAAUAAAUAACCAAAUAUGUUGGAACUUAUGUGAGUUGUUAAAUUGUUAUAAAAACUGAGCUACA